AUGUUACAAUUCAAAUUAGUAUUGUUAGGUGACUCGUCGGUAGGUAAAUCUUCUAUAGUAAAUCGAUUUGUUAAGGAUUCCUUCGAUGAAUUUAGAGAGAGUACUAUCGGUGCUGCUUUCUUAUCGCAAACUGUAACGAUCAAAGAUUCAGAUGCGAAUGGUAAUGAAGCUCAAGAAGUCACUGUAAAGUUUGAAAUAUGGGAUACUGCAGGACAAGAACGUUAUAAAUCGUUGGCUCCAAUGUAUUAUAGAAAUGCAAAUGCUGCUCUGGUGGUAUACGAUAUAACUCAAGCAGAUUCCUUGGAGAAAGCUCGUAGUUGGGUUCAAGAACUGAAAAAUAAAGUAGAUGACGAUUCUUUAGUGAUUUAUCUUGUUGGUAAUAAGAUCGAUUUGGCUACAGAUGACGAUAAAGACAAGAGGGAAGUUGAAGAAAAUGUUGCAAAAACUUAUGCCGAAGAGAACGGUUUACUCUUUAGUGAAGUGAGUGCAAAGAAUGGACAAGGUAUUCAACAAGUCUUUAGAUCAAUUGCAGAAAAAUUAUAUGAUAUUAGAAAAAAACAAGAUGCAACCAAUAAUAUUAAUAUUAAUAGUUCAGCACAACGCGGAAAUGGACCAGUGGAUAUUCAUUUACAAAGACCUUCUACUAACGAUUCCACCUCAUGUUGUAGUUAA
This is a messenger RNA of Maudiozyma barnettii, 672 nucleotides long. RefSeq names its product Rab family GTPase YPT52 (gene YPT52). The transcript has a single exon. Gene Ontology annotation, molecular function: GTP binding; GTPase activity. The coding region runs from base 1 to 672 and encodes 223 amino acids. NCBI's taxonomy places the organism in Eukaryota, Fungi, Ascomycota, Saccharomycetes, Saccharomycetales, Saccharomycetaceae. The record is from RefSeq and is a predicted model, not a curated record.